This is a messenger RNA of Aureobasidium subglaciale EXF-2481, 2468 nucleotides long. RefSeq lists its product as uncharacterized. Gene Ontology annotation, cellular component: cytoplasm. The record is from RefSeq and is a predicted model, not a curated record. The transcript has 4 exons. Gene Ontology annotation, biological process: regulation of GTPase activity; signal transduction. Bases 212 to 2086 code for a protein of 624 amino acids. Lineage: Eukaryota; Fungi; Ascomycota; Dothideomycetes; Dothideales; Saccotheciaceae.
GGGCCACUGCAGCCGAAGCCCCCCCUGUUGAAAGCGUCGUCCGACAAGAACGAGAAGCCCACCCUGUUCCUACACCCGCCCUCGUUGAUGGGUAAACGACUUGGAGCCAGCAAGCAGGAGCAGCAGCAGCAGCAGCAGCAGUAGCAGUAGCAGCACCUGCACGUACCGCGACACGCCUCCAAACAGCUUGUCCGUCUGCGCCCAAGCGACAAUGGCGUACAAAGCCCCCGACGCUCGUCCCAAACACAUGAGCAGCCCCAUCUCUCUCCACGGAAUCGACAUUUCCUCUCUGGACGCUCGCGAUGUCUUUGGUCUAGGCAUGGACAGUGGCUUGACCGCUCUGCCCUCGCCCUCGCCGGAUCUCUCUCGUGCCCGCGAAGACGGCGACCUCCAGAGCUUCCGUUCCGCUCACAGUCCUUCGCUUUCUGCUGGCCGCAUCACCGACGACGCGACCGUCUCCCACUUUGAUCCGCCGCCAGACUCUCGUUCUCGCUCCGUCUCUACAUGGAUCUACCCUUACCGUAAACCUCCUGGUUCCUCUCCUGCCCUAUCUAUUCGUGCCAAAGACUGCGACGACGCUCCGACAGCGCCCCUACCGGUCGUCCCUCCUUUAGAUCAAAGUCAUCGGCCCUUCACUGCCGCAGGUCCACACCCCUCCACUGUCGCUCCUUCUACUUCGCCAUCGAAUCUCGCCUCGAACAGUUCAAAGCCCAAACCAAGCAAGAAACGCAUGCCCAAUCUAGGCAGAUCAAAGUCUCUACGCGCCGAAGACCAGUUGAAUGACUUGAUCGACACCAAAUCAAAAACAAAAUCUCCCGUCGUCAAACAAUCGAAGCACGGUGUACAUAGCAAGUCCACACCAGCCAUCGAAAUGCCGCCCAUGCAAAAGCCGCCGCCUGACAACAACCGCAAGUUUAUGGGUAUUAUGCGCGAUCGCUCGCAGGACAGAGCCGAUGCCGAUGGAGCCAAGGCAAAAGCAAAGAAGGAGAAGGGUCAGGACCAUGUCUACAAGAACAAUAAUACAUCGGCUUUCUUUGAUUUCCGCCAGAGCUCAUCGCGCGCAACAGACGGCUUCACCAAGGCUAGCAAGGGAUUGCUGAGCAAGAUUACUCGCGGAGGCAGCAAUCAUGGGAAAUCUCAACCGACCACUGACGACGGUGAUUAUGUUGUACAGGUUCUCAACAAAGGUCUCGUUGAGCAGACUCGUCUCACGCGGAUUGCGCAAUCGUACGAUGACUGCAAGGACAAGACAGAAUUCUGGAUGCCUGCUCUACCAUGGCGCGCAAUCGACUACUUGAACGGCAAGUGUGAAGAAGAGGGUCUUUACAGAGUUUCUGGCGGCGUCGCUAAUGUCAGGAAAUGGAGAAGACGCUUUGACACAGAACUCGACAUCAACCUAUUGGACGAAUCAGAACUGUACGAUGCUAGCAUUAUUGCUUCCCUAUUCAAAGAGUGGAUCCGCGAACUGCCUGAAGAUGUCUUCCCCAAGGAUUCUCAACAGCGCAUCACAUCGCAGCUUCCGAGCGAGGUACCGGACAAGGGUUUGGUCCCAGAGAUUCUGCGCCAUGAGCUCCAGCACCUGCCACCAUUCAACUACUACCUUCUGUUCGCCAUCACUUGUCAUCUGAGUUUGUUGCUCGAAUACCAGCACAAAAACAAGAUGACUCUAGACAAUCUGUAUCGUUGCUUCAAUCAAUCGCUGAAGCUUGACGGUCGUAUCUUCUACACACUCGUUGGAAAUUGGAGGUUGUGCUGGGCUGGCUGCGUCACCGAGAACGACUACCUUGUCAAAGAAUACGACUAUCUAAAGCACCCUUAUCCUCAAUUCAUCCAGGAUAGCUUGGCUGCCAACGAGCGCGCCAUAUCUUCCUCCGAGAGCAGCGCCCCUCCUACCAACGGGGCUUUCAAUCCAGAAGCUCAACGGCCUGCAACAUCGUACACCCUUCUCUCGCAGUCUAGCGACAGCGACGAGCCCUUCAUCACUCCGGUCAAGAAGAACAAGCGCAGCUCUUCGGAUGUCACUGGUCUGUCACCUAUGCGCUUCAACGCCAGCCCUCUUCACCGCGGACCUACCUCGGACCCUUGAGGCUGGCCACAUAUCGUUACCACGUUGCUGUUCAUCUUUUAAGAGUGCUCGUGUGUGCAGGUAUCACGGCCCUGUCGUCACGAGACGAGUAAUACAACAGGCUGGACCUUUUAUUCUGUAUCCGGAUCGAUGGUUCCGUUUCCCUGCACCCUUUCCACCAUCGCCCGUCCGGUUUUUACCUCCCUCUCUUGCCUUUUUCGAUUUUUGUAUGUACGAGUUGAUAUACCCCCUCAAUGUUUUCUGUGCUUUUACUCUUUUUUCUUUCUUUGCACUCGGGCGUUUUUUCUUUGGGCCGGCAAUAUGAAAGGGGCGAUUGGGAGAGUAGGUAGAGGUUGAGUUGAAAGCAGUGGACAAAAGAUUAAUGAUAGCCGAGUCUUGGAGA